Anguilla rostrata (American eel) is the source of this 1492-nucleotide messenger RNA. Its product is annotated as ovarian cancer G-protein coupled receptor 1-like. Gene Ontology annotation, biological process: phospholipase C-activating G protein-coupled receptor signaling pathway; positive regulation of Rho protein signal transduction. Bases 219 to 1064 code for a protein of 281 amino acids. The record is from RefSeq and is a predicted model, not a curated record. Gene Ontology annotation, cellular component: plasma membrane. The transcript has a single exon. Gene Ontology annotation, molecular function: G protein-coupled receptor activity. Lineage: Eukaryota; Metazoa; Chordata; Actinopteri; Anguilliformes; Anguillidae.
UGGUGUGACCUCAUAUUUCAAUUUCUUUUGAAGUCAUGGAGUAUGAGUCACUGCAAUUUAAUGAUACAAACCAUCACAGUUCAUGUCAUUUCAGAAGCCUUGGAUUGUGAAGAAUACCUAAACUCAGAAAAGUAGUCAGAAAAAAGUAUCAGAACUAAUAUCCUGCUCAACACAGAGAAGCCCUUGUUGGUGGAGAUGCUGUGAACACCGCCAAUCUUAUGGAUUCUAAUAUCACGGUGAGCAGCAGCAACAUUACUUCCAUCCACACCGUGGCGCAAGUCAUCAGCUGGGUGACUUUUGCCAUUGGGAGUCCUGUGCUGUGCCUGGUGGCUUAUACCCUGUAUCACCUGGUGAAGACUGACCACGUCACCCCGGUUUACAUCAUUAACCUCCUCAUUACUAACAUCUUCAGUUUCAUUGGCAGACCUAACACGGCCGGAGAGAAAAAUUUGAUCUCUGCUGAAAUCAGAUCCCUGGUAUUUUAUUACAGUGUCAUAACCAAUAUUGUGUUCAUGGUGUGCAUCGCCCAGGAGAGGUACCUGCUGGUCACCCGUCCUGUGUGCCUAGGGAGCCGACACGCAGUCAGAAGCUCUGCCCUGGUCUCCCUGCUGCUGUGGGUCGGCCCCUUGGCAGUCCUGUCCCUGGCCAUUUACGGCUACUUCCUGUGGCUUUCCGUCUGCCUCCUUCCGUUCCCCUACUUCCUGUUCCUGUGCUUGGAUGCAGUCAGAGCCCUCUCCUGCUCCACCACACUGCCCAGCCAGGAAAAGAGGAGAAUCCUGGGAACACUGACCUUCAUCCUGGGGAACUACAUUGUGAUUUUCCUUCCCUUCAUAUUGAACAUGCUGCUGAAGUCCCUCUCAGUGAGUGUGGAGGGGUUUCCCCUGGAGACAGUGGCCAGCAUGCUUCUGCUCCUUAGCCCCCUGCUCGACCCUCUGCUCUUCUUCUGCGUACACAAGAGCAGAAGGGACAUCCUGCAAGCCUUCCCCUGCUGCAAGGGCCUGGUCCAUCACCAGGAGGAACCAGGGUCUGUCCCCACCAUUUCUGAAACCGUGGCCAGUGUCUAGAAUGUUCCACAUAUACAAGCCUACCAUGUGCAAUCAUGGAAUAACGCCGUUUAAAGGUUCUGGGGUGGUACUGUGAGAUUUAGCACAUUCAGCUGCCCAGUGUUUCACCACAAAGUCGUCCUUCAAUCCAGCUAGUGUGCUGAGGGGGCCAUGAGGCUGAGCACUGGCAUUCGUCAAAUAUGUCUGAACUACAGUUACUCUUUACAUUUCAAAUUUGAACAGAUUCCAGAGAAUUUGUGAAAAACUGUACAACUAUGUGAAAGAAAAUGUUUAUUUUCAAUUUCAGUGCAAUCACAUCACAAUCUACAUGAAUUUUGUCUAAAUAUUUCCAAAUGAUUAUUUCAGCCUGUUUGGUUGAGCACAAUGCAAAAUGAAGAUAUUUGCUGUCAAUAUAUAAAAUGCCACAAGGUGGCAGUGUAGAUUGAUGU